AUGCAGCCCGGGUACAUCUGCGGGCAUGAAGGGAUGGGCAUUGUGCAUGAGGUGGGCAGCGAGGUGAGAAACUUCAAAACGGGGGACAGAGUGAUUGCCCCGUUCACGAUCAGCUGUGGCGAAUGUUUCCAUUGCAAGAGAGGCAUUACCGGGCGCUGCGUGAAAUGCAAGUCGUUUGGAUCGGUCGCGCUGGACGGGUCACAGGCUCAGUAUUUCAGAGUGCCGUUGGCGGAUACCACCCUGUUCCACACCCCACAGGAAGGUGAUCUCGGGGAGCUUCUGAUCUUGAUGACUGAUAUCUUUCCUACUGGAUUCAACGGGGCGAGAAAUGCCUUCCGCGAAACUCCUAGCGACCAGUGGAAGGAUAUGACCGUGGUCGUGAUUGGGUGCGGACCGGUAGCGCUGUGUGCGAUCAUCUGCGCGCUGGAAUACAAACCUGCCCGAAUUGUCGCCAUAGACUCGGUCCCCGAUCGCCUGCAACGUGCCAAGGACCUGGGCUGCAUUCCCCUCAACUUCAAGACGGUCGAUGCUGUCAAGGAGGUAAUGAGCCUUACGGACGGCAACGGCGCUCAUGCAGUCAUUGAAGUGGUCGGGCUGAGUCCCGCGCUGAAAACGGCGUACGACGUGAUUUGUCCCGGCGGCAAGAUCAGCUCAGUAGGAGUCCACAAUGGCGAGCUCCCCUUCACGGCCGCAGACUGUUACAACAAGAACGUCCACAUUCAGUUUGGCCGGUGUCCCGCGCGGUACGUAUUCAAUGAGGCCCUGCAGGCUCUGAUCCGGAACAAAAGCACGAUCGAGAAGAUGGGGUUCAUCGAUCUCGUCCUGCCGGGCUUGGACGAAUCGUGUGCGGAUGCUUUGCGGCGCUUCGAACGGGCAGAGGUCAACAAAGUGGUUUUCAAGCCGAAUGGGACGGACGCCUAG
Messenger RNA from Fonsecaea multimorphosa CBS 102226, 921 nucleotides. RefSeq lists its product as uncharacterized. The transcript is spliced from 4 exons. Lineage: Eukaryota; Fungi; Ascomycota; Eurotiomycetes; Chaetothyriales; Herpotrichiellaceae. The record is from RefSeq and is a predicted model, not a curated record. Gene Ontology annotation, molecular function: oxidoreductase activity; zinc ion binding. Bases 1 to 921 code for a protein of 306 amino acids.